GGCCGGUCUCUCUGUCAGUGGCGGCUGCUGCUUGCUCCGGAGGGAGGCUGCGCGGUGGCUCCCGAAGCUGGCAGAGGUGGACGUCGGCACCGGGCUUUGCCCGCUUCUUGAAGCUGUGAAUUUCUUUGGACAAUUGAUGAUAUUUAUCGUUGUGCCCAGUUUCUACAAAUAAAAGAUGGGUGGAUUACUUGCUCGAUGGAGGACAAAACCUUCAACUGUAGAAGUUCUGGAAAAUAUAGAUAAAGAAAUUCAAGCAUUGGAAGAAUUUAGGGAAAAAAAUCAGAGACUACAAAAAUUAUGGGUUGGAAGAUUAAUUCUUUACUCCUCAAUUCUUUAUCUAUUUACAUGUUUAAUUGUAUAUUUGUGGUAUCUUCCCGAUGAAUUUACAGCAAGACUUACUAUGACACUCCCAUUUUUUACUUUUCCAUUGAUCAUCUGGAGCAUAAGAACAGUGCUUAUUUUCUUCUUUUCCAAGAGAACAGAAAGAAAUAAUGAAGCAUUGGAUGAUUUAAAAUCCCAGAAGAAAAAAAUACUUGAAGAAGUCAUGGAAAAAGAAACUUAUAAAACGGCUAAAUUAAUUCUUGAAAGGUUUGAUCCAGACUCAAAGAAAGCAAAGGAGUUUGAGCCGCCAUCUGCUGGAGCAGCUGUAACUGCAAGGCCUGGACAAGAGAUUCGUCAGCGAACGGCAGCUCAAAGAAACCUUUCUCCAACACCAGCAAGGUCUAGCCAAGGCCCUACUCCACAAGUUCCAGUAUCUCCUGGACCAGGAAAGGACACUUCAGCCCCUGGUGGACCCCCGGAAAAAAAUGUUACUGCAGUUCUAUCAUCAAAUGUAUUACCAAGACGUCUUGGAUCCCCUGCUACUUCAGUGCCUGGAAUGGGUCUUCAUCCUCCAGGUCCACCUUUAGCAAGACCCAUUCUCCCCCGAGAACGAGGUGCUUUGGAUAGAAUUGUUGAAUAUUUAGUUGGUGAUGGUCCACAAAACAGGUAUGCCCUUAUAUGUCAGCAGUGUUUUUCCCAUAAUGGCAUGGCGUUGAAAGAAGAAUUUGAAUACAUUGCUUUUCGAUGUGCCUACUGUUUUUUCUUGAACCCUGCAAGAAAAACCAGACCUCAGGCUCCAAGACUUCCAGAAUUUAGUUUUGAGAAGAGACAGGCUGUGGAAGGCUCAAGUUCAGUUGGUCCCUUGCCUUCAGGAAGUAUGAUUUCAUCCGAGAACCAGAUAAGUGAAGAAUCUUUAGAAGAAAAAGAUGCUUCUGAUAACACUACAGAGCAGACAGAGGACAAAAUAACAGAUACAGAGCAGACAAACGAAGUGAUUGAAAAAGCAUCUGACACAGAGGAACUAGAGGAGAAGCAAGAAGAGACUGAGAAGGAGGAAACCUCAAUGAAUGAAGCCAAAUUAACAGUUCCCGGAGCUGAUUGUAUUACUGAUUCUGUUCCGAAUCCUGAACUAAGUGGAGAAUCUUUGAUGACAAUGUAGUAAAUGCUUCCACGUGCCUUCAACUGGAUAUAUGUAGUUUUGUUGAUGUCAGUUAUUGCUUUUUAUUUGGUGCUUUUUUUUUUUUU
Molossus molossus (Pallas's mastiff bat) is the source of this 1566-nucleotide messenger RNA. It is a transcript of the gene LNPK, whose product is annotated as lunapark, ER junction formation factor. The coding region runs from base 176 to 1480 and encodes 434 amino acids. The record is from RefSeq and is a predicted model, not a curated record. Gene Ontology annotation, biological process: endoplasmic reticulum tubular network organization. Gene Ontology annotation, cellular component: endoplasmic reticulum tubular network. The transcript is spliced from 13 exons. Lineage: Eukaryota; Metazoa; Chordata; Mammalia; Chiroptera; Molossidae.